Stereum hirsutum FP-91666 SS1 is the source of this 2922-nucleotide messenger RNA. RefSeq lists its product as uncharacterized. Gene Ontology annotation, molecular function: protein kinase activity; ATP binding. The coding region runs from base 1 to 2922 and encodes 973 amino acids. NCBI's taxonomy places the organism in Eukaryota, Fungi, Basidiomycota, Agaricomycetes, Russulales, Stereaceae. Gene Ontology annotation, biological process: protein phosphorylation. The transcript is spliced from 11 exons. The record is from RefSeq and is a predicted model, not a curated record.
AUGUUCGCCGUCACUUGCCGACUAUUCCUCUCCUUUGCCCACGACGUCGUCAACAAUCUUCUUGCCACUUCGCGCGAAGACGUCCCUGAUCGCUAUUCAGAUCAACUUUUGCCUCUCUAUAAGCCGCAAGUAACAACCAAUUUGUACCGCAAAUUCGUACUAUCGUCAGUACGAGGCGAUAGCUCAUCUUCUGUAGAGGUCCACAUGCACAAUAUCGGUAGUUUCGAAGCAACACAGGAGGACGACACACGUGAGAAUGGGUCUUCCGAUAAUGCAGCAAUAGAUAAAGCCGUCCAGAGCGCUCGGCCCCUACAUCAACUCUCACUUCCAGAUCCUUGUCAAUAUCGCAGCAGUACGGCCACGGUCAGAGCGGACAUUCAUGAUAGUAUGCGCUUGCAUACAUUCGUCGACACGCCUUACAUGGUGGACACAUUCUUCCCUAGAGACUCCCCUCUUCUCACUCCUGUGGUCGCACACGUUCUCAAAGAAAUCGAGAAGCGACGUAUAUGGCGCUUCAGCGAUAAGUCAUGGAAAGGCUUACCGAAGAAGCCCAAGGACGAAUCAGAGCUCUACAUGCCAUUGACCGAUAUUAUGAACACCAUUACUCGGAUCGCCGUCGAAUUUAGCAAAACUCAGACCGAUGGUCACCCCUGUCUCAUCGCAUGGAGCGACGAACAUAGUAAGAAUAUUCCAUCACGGUCUGCGCUGGACACCAGGCCAGAUAUCGUUGCUUCCUUCAGGGGGGCGACUUGGUGGCGACUUUUCCAUGCCAUCCUCAUAGUCAAAAAGUCGGAAUAUGCCACUACUGUUUCCAUCACCCAGCUUCUACAACAUAUACGCACAGCGCUGAAGGAACAGGUCGAUCGGCGUUUCAUGUUCGGGAUGAUGUUCGGGAAACGCGACCUUAGCCUGUGGCUCAUAGAUCGUUCUGGCGCCAUGGCGUCGAAAUCCUUCGACAUUCAUGAGGACCCGGAGCAGUUCAUCCGUAUCAUCGUUGGUCUAAUCCUUCUUCCUCGCAGCGACCUUGGAUGGGAUCCCACCAUACAGAUCUACUUCCCGCCACAGACCCCGGGCCACGACAAACCGAACUCAAACACAAGCACGUCCGAUAAUGAUCAAGAGAAAUUCGUGCUCUAUCACGCUCUCAGUCUUGCUCGUGCUGAGGUCCUUCGUGGCCGCGCGACGCGGAUCUGGCUGGCAUGGAAAUUCACGGAUAUGGAUCUACCUGCCAAAGAACGGAAGACGUAUGUGUUCAAGGACGUGUGGCGAGACGAAUGCCGCGGGUCAGAAGGGGAGCUCUACGCUAAGGCGUUCGUGGACGGUAACAGCGGUGACGGCGUCGCACGGUUGUAUUCUUUCAGCAGCGUUAGCAUCGGCGGGAAAGCGGACGAUACACUGAACCUGAUCCGCAAGAAGGUGUCGGUUGAAGGACAUGCUAUUAGACUGGUUGCUAAUAGUAUGUAUCUUUUCCAAGACCAUACACACGAGUGGUCGCAAGACAUGUACGACUUCGAAGAAGAAGACGACUACCGUUCACCAUAUAACCGCAUCCAUUCUCGGCUGGUUAUGUCAACGUUCGGAUGGUCAGUAAAAUAUUACAAAUCCUUACCAGAACUUAUGGGUGUUAUGCGCGAUGCUAUUGCCGGUCACCAGUUUAUCUUCCAGAAAGGUGUUCUUCACCGCGAUAUAAGCUAUGGAAAUAUCCUAAUCGUCCCUGAUGGUAAGACGGGAAACCGAGGAGUCCUCAUCGACUUCGACUUUGCAAUCAGCUGGGAGGAGCAUAAACGACUCAAGGGUGAAGAACGUGGUGGAACGUUGGCGUUCAUGAGCGCAGAGGUACUCGAUGAGUACAGAUAUUUCACCCCUGAUGUCGACGAUGAUAUUGUCAUCCCAAAGGAGUAUAUCGCUUCUCCAUCGACAACCACAGCUGUGACGGAGCCUCCCUCUGAGGGGACGCUGUUCUCCCCUUCAGGUGGUGUCAAACAUCAGCCAAUUCACGACUUGGAAUCCUUCUUCUGGGUUCUCUGCUGGCUAUGUAUAUUCCGCGAUGGACCCGCUCACGAACGCAAAAAUUGGGGUGAGACCGAAGACGAUCGAAAGCGUAUGCGAAGAGACGCCUCGAACGUUUUCGAGAUCAAAAAUAUGGCUGGAAUUGCAGCGGCGAAGCGUCAACUGAUGUGCUGGCCUACGAUCUUCAGGUCUACGCUCUCCGACAUAUUCACGGCGUUCUGUGCUCCUCUCCGCUCCGUGGCCGGCAUAUUUUACCAGACGCUGCGUCACCUUCCGGCAUACCCCACCGAAGACGUCUACGCCCGAGUCAUCAAAAUAUUCGACGACGCUCAAAUUCGCCCCCCGAUACUCAAUCACAACGCGACCAACCCCGACUAUCUAGCCCAAGAGGCAGCUGAGACGCACAGGCGCGAAACUCAGUUGGAAAUAUGGGCUACGCCUCUACCCGACAAGAAGCGUAAACACACGGAGGACGAAGGGCAGGCAGCAUCGUCGUCUACUUCUACCCACCAUCCUUCGAUCGUUCCCGACGGUUCUCCUGCCCGCAAGACCAGACGAUCAAACCAACAAUCGCGGGAGGAAAGUUCCCCGUCCCAUGGGUCCAAGGGAAGAAAGAAGGGCCCAGUUCCGUCCGCUUCCUCAGCUCAGAUCGCGGGCCCCGGUCCCUCGAACGUACCCAAGAGCCCAUCCCGCAAAGCAAGGCGGUCUGCUCGUUCUGCAAGCGACAAGAAUACGUCGAGCACGAUCUCUUCUCCUUCCAAAGCGGCCGGGUCGCUGGACAAUUCCGGCGGAGCCAGAAAAAGACAAACAGGCGGCGCCACAUAUGCACACCCCCAGAAACGAAAACGGUUCAUGAGGACGUUGUCGGGCAAAAAGCGUGCACGAGGAGGUCUGGAGGGCGAACCUACAUAG